Chenopodium quinoa (quinoa) is the source of this 2176-nucleotide messenger RNA. Its product is annotated as apyrase 2-like. Bases 371 to 1774 code for a protein of 467 amino acids. Gene Ontology annotation, biological process: nucleoside diphosphate catabolic process. NCBI's taxonomy places the organism in Eukaryota, Viridiplantae, Streptophyta, Magnoliopsida, Caryophyllales, Amaranthaceae. Gene Ontology annotation, cellular component: membrane. The transcript is spliced from 9 exons. The record is from RefSeq and is a predicted model, not a curated record. Gene Ontology annotation, molecular function: nucleoside diphosphate phosphatase activity.
UCAGAACAUUGGAAUACAUAAAUCAUUUUUAUUUCUAUCAUACUCUAACAUCAUAAAUCUCUUCCCUUCCCUCCCUUAGGAAGAGAGAGUGAAGAGAAUUUAUCAAAAAAAAAACCCAAAAAAAUUAAUCACCCAUUUCACCAAAUUCCCCAAAAAAAUCAUAAUUUAUCCACCCAAAUCAGAAGAACUGGAGUCGUCGGGUGGUGUAAACGGGCAGAUCAGAUUCAGAUCGCCGUCAUCGGCGGAGCUUUUCACGGAGGGUCAGGCACCGCCAUUGUCGUCGUCAAACCCAGUUGGGGUUUCAUCAUCAACUUCCCCAGCAUCAUCUGAUCAACCCCAUCUACAAGACGCACACCACUCGUUCGACAAAAUGCUUAAGAAAAACAAGUAUCAACAAGAGUCGUUUUCUGACAAGAUUUACCGUUAUAAGGGUAUAAUUCUUGUGAUUACAUUGCCCCUUUUGCUGAUCUCGUUUGUUCUGUAUAUGAUGCCGGGUCCCACUGAUGAAGGGUUCUCUCCUAGGAAGAUGAAGACUGGUAGUUCUGUUGCGGUUGGUGGUAGUAGAUAUGCUGUGAUCUUUGAUGCUGGGAGUUCUGGGAGUAGGGUUCAUGUUUUUCGUUUUGAUAAGAAUUUGGAUCUUGUUCCCAUUGGUAAUGAUCUCGAACUCUUUGUUCAGAAAAAACCAGGUCUAAGUUCAUUUGCAAGCAACCCUCAGGAUGCUGCUAAUUCACUAGUUUCUCUCCUAGAGCAAGCAGAAGCUGUUAUUCCCAAGAACUUGCUUGGGAAGACUCCCGUCAAAGUUGGGGCAACUGCAGGUUUGAGGCAAUUGGAUGGUGAUGCGCCUGAAAGAAUAUUGCAAGCAGUCAGGGACCUGCUCAAGGAUAAAAGUGAUCUGAAAUCAGAACCAGACUGGGUCACUGUCUUGGAUGGAAACCAGGAAGGUGCAUUUCAGUGGGUAACCAUAAACUAUCUUCUAGGAAAAUUGGGAAAGAAAUACUCAGAUACAGUGGGAGUAGUUGAUCUUGGAGGUGGGUCUGUUCAGAUGGCAUAUGCUGUUUCUGAGAGUGAUGCUGCUAAUGCUCCAAAGGUGUCUGAUGGUGAGGAGGCAUAUGUGAGGGAAAUGUAUCUAAAGGGUAAAAAGUACUACCUAUAUGUGCACAGUUACUUGCACUAUGGUUUACUGGCUGCUCGUGCUGAGAUUUUGAAGGAAGUUGGGGAUUCAGAAAAUCCGUGCAUAUUGCCAGGCUAUCAAGGUUCAUACAAGUACGGAGGAGUUCAGUAUGAAGUGUCAGCUUCUCCAUCUGGCGCAGAUGUGGAUUCUUGCAAAUCAUUUACAGCGAAAGCUUUGAAAGUCAAUGAAACAUGUACCCACAUGAAGUGCUCUUUUGGCGGUGUAUGGAAUGGUGGUGGGGGUGAUGGACAGAAGAAUCUGUUUGUUGCUUCAUUUUUCUUUGAUAGAGCAGCCGAGGCUCGUUUUAUUAACUCAAAGGAACCAGUUGUCACUGUACGCCCUUCAGAUUUCAAGGAAGCUGCUGAGCGCGCUUGUGGCACCAAGAUUGAAGAUGGGAAAUCUAAAUUCCCAGAUGUAGAAGAAGGAAAUCUGCCUUACCUAUGCAUGGAUCUUGUUUACCAAUACACACUACUUGUGGAUGGUUUUGGCCUAAAGCCUUCACAACAGAUGACAUUGGUGAAGAAAGUGCCAUACGGAAAUUCUCUGGUGGAAGCAGCAUGGCCACUAGGAAGUGCCAUCGAUGUCAUGUCAUCCUUGGCAUAAUUGAGAAAUAUGUCAUCGUUGAAGCUUUUCCCUGCCUUUCAGGCUAGUCUUUUUGUUGGAAUUGAGUCUUGACUACUGCUAUGAUUGGGUGGACAGUGACUCCAGAAGUUUUGACACGCCUUCUUGCUUUCCAGAUCUGUACCAAAUUGAUUCAAAGAACUGCUGUUGGAUGACAUUAAAAAUGACUUUGAUACCAGUGACUUAUGUCAUUAUUCUUUGUAAUUAUUUUAUACAAUGCCAAGUAGCUGAUUGUUUUAUUGAUCAAUUGAAAGUAAUACUCCAUAGAUGAUUUCAAAUAGAAGUAUAGCAGUAGUUGAAACUCCUGUGCUCGGUAAAGAGGUUAAGCUUUAUUAUUAUAAAACAACCAAAAAUUAAUAAAUUGACUUAGGCUUUGGUUUUUCU